This is a messenger RNA of Phyllostomus hastatus (greater spear-nosed bat), 2355 nucleotides long. RefSeq names its product chromosome unknown C7orf31 homolog (gene SPMIP4). Gene Ontology annotation, cellular component: centrosome. The record is from RefSeq and is a predicted model, not a curated record. Lineage: Eukaryota; Metazoa; Chordata; Mammalia; Chiroptera; Phyllostomidae. The transcript is spliced from 10 exons. Bases 290 to 2053 code for a protein of 587 amino acids.
UUCCUGCGAAACUUCCUCGCGCUGCCGGCCGCCCCGCAAGAAUGCAUUACCUAGUGCCACGGUCAUGGUCGCCGUCACAGGCACCCACGACCCCACCCCUGGCCUCCUCGCAGUCCCUCUCUCUCCCUCACCCGCACCUGCCCGCAAGCUCCCCGGGGCCGCAGGUGCGGACGGCGGCGGAAUUCCACGCUCCGCGAAGGCCCGCCAGCUCUGGGGAGGGGAAGGGGAGGCGUGGUCCGGUGCCGCUCCCAGGCUGAUAUCCCAGGUCGUGCCUUUUUAGCCAAGAAGCAUGGAGGUCAUCCACCACGGGCCCUACUGCUGCAGGGAGCUGGAAGGCGCUGACAUGCUGUCAGACACCUUUUACUCGAAUGCGGUGCACACUCCGCUGCAGACGGCUACUCGCCCCACUGCCUCAGAGGACAGGUAUCAGGACUUCAGGGAGUCGCUCCAGCAAUGUAGGCUCCCCUGGGGCGCUGACAGGGAGCACGGUGGGGUGAUCCCCACUUCCUUCCCUGAGGAGCUCAGGCCAGAAUAUCGCGUCCCGGGCAAGGGGCAUCAGCACUACGGAUCCGGUGCAGAAACCUGGUCAAGAAAGCUUCCUAUUGAACAAUUCUAUUAUUUGACACAGAACAAAAAAAGUGACAUCUAUGCAAACGAUUCAUUGAUGCCCAAACCACCUAAUUCAAUGGUACGCAAAAUCUGCUCCCCGUACCCGAUUGAACACCCCUACCACACGCACAUCUGCCGCGGGGCCAUGUUCCCGACCUUCACGUCCCCCGAGGACCUCUACGUUGGCGUCAAAGCCGGGAGCCAACAGCCGUUCCCACCCACCAUGCCGGCGAAGGGUUACGACACGACGGUUCUGAAGACAAGAGGUCACCCUUACAGAUACGAGCUGCUGGACUAUCCCAUGGAUUCAAAGAAGAAAGGCUUGACUUGGCCGGGCCAGGGGGUGUAUUAUGAUUUUCCUAAAUCUGUUGAGAAAACCAAGCAAGUAUUCUACCCCAAACCUCCUAAAACCUUCGCUCCUAACACUUCUUUAAAUGCCUGGGAUCAUGUUAACUCUCUGAAAGAAGCCAACAUACGAAGGAAUCUUGAGAAGUCCCAGUGGAUGACCUCCUACACUCAGGAUUUCACAGGUCUGGGGCCCAUGAACCCCCUGGAACUGGACGAUUACCAUGAAAAGGAGGUGGCAGAGUUAACCGGACAUAUGGGAUUCGACCCCAAGCCUCCAGAGAAAUCCCACCCCGUCUUAAAAACCGCCAGACCCUUGGAAGGCCGGCUUGCUCGGCUGCUUCAGAACCGACGUCCUCUGGAGGCUGCUGUCCAGCCAAGGCCACCCUCCUGCCCCGACUGCACCCCUCGAGUGUUGUGCAAUUUCCAUACCUUCAUACCCAGUUCUACAGAAAUGAUGGCACUUGGCGAUAACACACCAGCGGGUGUGACCAAUAAAUACCAGGAAAUUGAAGAGAAGAUUAAGGAAGAACAAAGGUUCCUGUCUCCCUACGCAUACCAACCUUGUUACCCGACGAAAGAUCUGACUGACAUUUACGGCAUACAGCCAUUUCCAAAGAUCACGGACACGCAGAAGACAGAGGAUCUGUACUGGAGACAGCUGUCCUCAAAACCCCAGCCGAGACCUUACAGCAGCCCGGACCCUUACAUUCCAUACGAACAUUUUAAAUCUGCCUUCCACGACCCAUAUGCCAUGUGUCAAAAUCCUGGUAGCCUCGGUAAGCCUAGUAUUUUACAAAAUAAACUGGACUCGGCAGCUUUGGAUCUAGAACGCUUUUUAGGUAAGCCAAAAGAACAGCUGACCUUCAGUACGGAACACGAUGAGGAAACAAGAUCACUUCUGGGUUGGAUUCCCAAAGUCGGAGAGGCCAAGACGCAGACCGACCUGCUGGAGCUUAAGAACUCUUUCUCAAAAAGCAGUGCCCAGAAACGUUUCCAUCAGUCAGUUCUGGAAGGCCAUAAGGACCUCAGGGAUAAGGUGCAUUCCGGGAUGAGACACCAAUUCUAUGGUCAUAAUUCGUAUUAUUUCUAUAACUGAGAUAAUCAUCCUUCCCUCAAAACCCAGCCCCUUGCUAGUAAAGAAAAUAUAACAGAAUUUCCUCCCUGUUGUUGGGUUCUGUUUUUUAGAGGAGCCAUAAUGACCUUGUUAAUGAGGCUUAUGUUUUCAGGAAUUUAAGUUAGGAUCUAGUCAGAGGAACCCUGAGAAGGUGAUGUUUUGACUUCUUGAAAAGUUUAACAAUUUGACAAUAAAAUAUUAGUACCAGAAAAAUGUAAGUCUUUCAUCUCAUUUUCAAAGUAUACUCCAAGGAACUUUUCUGAAACCACAAAAAACAAUGUGUA